Cygnus olor (mute swan) is the source of this 1775-nucleotide messenger RNA. RefSeq names its product peptidylprolyl isomerase like 4 (gene PPIL4). The record is from RefSeq and is a predicted model, not a curated record. NCBI's taxonomy places the organism in Eukaryota, Metazoa, Chordata, Aves, Anseriformes, Anatidae. Bases 127 to 1569 code for a protein of 480 amino acids. Gene Ontology annotation, cellular component: nucleus. The transcript is spliced from 13 exons. Gene Ontology annotation, molecular function: RNA binding; peptidyl-prolyl cis-trans isomerase activity. Gene Ontology annotation, biological process: protein peptidyl-prolyl isomerization.
AGGGCGAGCUGUGGCGGCGCUGCUCGGCGCCGGCUUCUCCUCCUCCGCCCCGCCAGAGGGCGGCCCUGCGGCGGCGGGCAGGGCCGUGCCGUGCCGUGCCGGGCCGCGAGGGAGCGGGCGGCGGCCAUGGCCGUGCUGCUGGAGACCACGGUGGGCGACCUGGUCAUCGACCUCUACACGGAGGAGCGGCCCCGCGCUUGUCUGAAUUUUCUGAAGCUCUGCAAAAUCAAGUACUACAACUAUUGUCUUAUUUACAAUGUACAGAGGGACUUUAUUAUACAAACUGGUGACCCCAUGGGAACCGGCCGUGGAGGCGAGUCUGUAUUUUGUCAACUGUAUGGUGAUCAAGCCAGAUUUUUUGAAGCAGAAAAAGUGCCGAGAAUUAAGCACAAGAAAAAAGGAACCGUGUCAAUGGUGAACAAUGGCAGUGAUCAGCAUGGAUCACAGUUUCUUAUUACAACAGGGGAAAACCUGGAUUACCUCGAUGGUGUGCAUACAGUAUUUGGAGAAGUGACUGAAGGCAUGGAUGUAUUGAAGACAAUUAAUGAAACCUUUGUGGAUAAGGAUUUUAUCCCAUAUCAAGAUAUCAGGAUUAAUCAUACAGUAAUUUUAGAUGAUCCCUUUGAUGAUCCACCUGGCUUGUCUAUUCCUGAUCGCUCACCAGAACCUACUAAGGAACAGCUAGAUAGUGGCAGAAUAGGAGCAGAUGAAGAAAUUGAUGACUUGAAAGGACGGUCUGCAGAUGAAAUAGAAGAAGUUCAGGCAGAAAAAGAAGCGAAAACUCGUGCCAUUCUUCUGGAGAUGGUGGGAGACUUACCAGAUGCAGAAGUCAAGCCACCAGAAAAUGUGCUGUUUGUUUGUAAACUGAAUCCCGUGACCACGGAUGAAGACCUAGAGAUAAUAUUUUCACGAUUUGGUCCGAUUAAAAGCUGUGAAGUGAUUCGAGACUGGAAGACUGGUGAAUCUCUUUGUUACGCUUUCAUUGAAUUUGAGAAGGAAGAAGACUGUGAGAAAGCCUAUUUCAAAAUGGACAACGUGCUGAUAGAUGACAGACGGAUACAUGUGGAUUUUAGCCAAUCUGUUGCAAAGAUUAAGUGGAAAGGAAAAGGUGGGCAGUAUACCAAGGAUGAUUUCAAAGAAUAUGAAAAGGAACGUGACAGGCCUUCAAAAUUUGCUCUGAAAGAGAAGGUAAAACCAAAGCAGGAUGCCAAGUACGACCUUGUGCUAGAGGAGGAAGAAGAAGAGUCUCAAACAAGUCAGUCGCACCUGGCUAAAAAACAAAAGAAGAAAAAGCAUCACCACUCUGAAGAUGAAGAGGAUGACAAGUGGACCAAAAAACACAAGGAUUCUGAUCGGAAACAUGAAGGAGAGCGCUACAGAGAGAAGACAAAGAGUGAGAAGAAAGACAGGCAUCGGAGCCGCAGCCGAUCUCAGGAAAGAGGCUCCAGUUACAGCAAGCAUAAAGACAAACACAGAGAAGAUGUCCGAGUAAGAGACUGGGAUAAAAAGGCAGACAGAAGCAGAAGUCCAAAGAAAUCAAAAGACAAAGAGAGGUCCAAGUACAGAUGAUGGAGGAGAAAAAGAGAAGGGAACUAAAACUGUUUUCUUCCUGCAUUUCCAGCAUUGCUGCCAUAUGACUGUGCAGGUACUGGUUGAAAGCAGCUAUGUUCUGUCGGUGGUUUGGCCUUAUGAUUCUGUGAAUUCCCGGUGUAUGACUUGGAGUAAGGCUGGAUUCCCAAAAGCUUGUUUCAAUAAAGUAUUUCACAUUAGUGGAA